Medicago truncatula (barrel medic) is the source of this 4856-nucleotide messenger RNA. RefSeq names its product TMV resistance protein N. The record is from RefSeq and is a predicted model, not a curated record. Gene Ontology annotation, molecular function: ADP binding. Gene Ontology annotation, biological process: defense response; signal transduction. Lineage: Eukaryota; Viridiplantae; Streptophyta; Magnoliopsida; Fabales; Fabaceae. The transcript is spliced from 6 exons. Bases 101 to 4591 code for a protein of 1496 amino acids.
UAAAUAAAUAAAUAAACAAACAUCACCAACCAUCAUCAUCUUAGAUUGUCCAUUUCAAUCACUCUGCUUGCUACGUUGACGUACUAUUUCAAUCACAUUAAUGGCUGGUCGAGGUUCCUUUAACUAUGAUGUGUUCUUCAGCUUCAGAGGUGAAGACACAAGACUUGGUUUUACCGGAAACCUCUACAGUGCUCUGAGUCAAAGAGGGAUCCGUAGUUUCUUUGAUGAUAAAGAGAUUCGAAAAGGAAAAGAAAUAACUCCAUCACUUGUAAAGGCAAUCAAAGAAUCCAAGGUUGCCAUCGUUGUUCUUUCUCAAAACUACGCUUUUUCUUCCUUUUGUUUAGAUGAACUUUCCAUCAUUCUAGAGUGCUGUGAGGAGAACAAGGGUCAGCUUGUUUUACCUAUUUUCUUCAAUAUUGAUCCUUCUGAUGUAAGGCACUGUAGAGGAAAAUAUGGUCAAGCAUUGGAGAAUCUUGAGGAGAGAUUCAAGGGUGACAAGGAGAAACCCAACAAAUGGAGGGUUGCUCUACACAAGGCAUCUAACAUAGCUGGCUUCACUUUCAAAAAUGGGAAUGAAUAUGAAUGUGAUUUCAUUUGGCGUAUCUUCCAGGACGUCUCCCUCAAGAUCAAGCGUAAACUUUUACAUGUUGCGAAUUAUCCAGUUGGAUUGGAGUCUCGAGUGGAUGAAGUAAUCUCGCGUCUGAAGGUUGGCUCUGAUGACGUGGUCCACAUGGUAGGUGUACAUGGAAUUGGGGGAAUUGGUAAAAGUACUAUUGCUCGAGCAGUAUAUAAUUCCAUUAGACACCACUUUGAAGGUUUCUGUUGUUUUCUUGAAAAUGUGCGGGAGAAUUCACACAAAUAUGGCAUAUGUCAUCUCCAACAAAUGGUUCUUUCUGAUAUACUUGGCUACGAGGAUUUUAAGUUGAGAUAUGUUAGCGAUGGGAUGGCAAUGAUAGAGCAAAGGCUCUGCAGUAAAAAGGUUCUUUUGGUUCUCGAUGAUGUCGACAAAAUAGAGCAGUUGCAGGCUAUUGCUGGAGCACCUAACUGGUUUGGUUUGGGUAGCAGAGUAAUCAUUACAACUCGGGACCAUGGGUUACUAAAACAUCAUGAGGUUAAAAGUACAUAUGAGGUGGAGGAGUUGAAUGACAAAGAAGCUCGCGAAUUGCUUUGUUGGAAUGCUUUCAAAACUGACAAAGUUGAUUCAAGAUACAUCGCCAUUUUAAACCGUGCUGUGGGUUAUGCUUCUAGGCUUCCAUUAGCUUUGGAAGUAAUAGGUUCUAACUUGCAUGGACAAAAGGAAGACGUUUGCACACAUACAUUAGAUCGGUACGACCGAUUUCCAGAUAAAAAGAUCAAAGACAUACUUAAAGUCAGCUAUGAUUCCUUGGAUGAAGAUGAGAGGAGUGUUUUUCUUGACAUUGCUUGUUUCUUCAAUGGACAUAAGUUGGCAGAUGUCGAAGAUAUACUCUCGGCUCACUAUCACCUAUCUGUGGAAUAUAGUAUUAAAGAAUUGAUUGGAAAAUCUCUGAUAAAGAUUGACAGUGGUCUUGUAACAUUACAUGACCUGAUACAAAAAAUGGGCAGAGAAAUUGUCCGACUUGAAUCACCACAUGAGCCUGGCAAACGUAGUAGGUUAUGGUUUUGUGAAGAUGUAGUCCAAGUUUUAAAUGAAAAUAAGGGAAGUAGCAAAACUCAUAUCUUAAUUCUGGAUUUUCCAAAAGAUGAAGCGCACAUGAAAGGACCGAAAAGCGAAGAAGUAAAUUGGGAUGGAGAGGCCUUCAAGGAUAUGAAAAACCUCAAAACACUUAUUAUUAGAAAUGGUAGUUUCUCCAGCGGCCCCACACAUCUUCCAAAUAGCUUAAGAGUUUUGAAAUGGCAAGGAUAUCCUUUACUGUCUUUACCAUGUUAUUUCCAUCCAAAGAAACUUUCCAUACUUGAGUUACCUGAUAGCUGCUUAAAGCCAUGCGAACCAAUCCAGGCAUUUUCACAUUUGACAAUUUUGGAUUUUAGCAACAGUGAAUCUGUAACUGAGAUACCUGAUGUAUCUGGUGUCCGAAACUUAGAAAAAUUGUCAUUUAGAUGUUGUGAGAUUUUAACUAAAGUUCAUGACUCGGUUGGACGUCUGGGAAAACUUAAGAUAUUGGAUGCUUCUGGUUGCAAGAAUCUAAAGAAUUUUCCACCCAUCAUAUUGACCUCUCUUGAACAACUCAAUCUUUCACAUUGUUCAAUUCUUGAGAGUUUCCCUGAAAUAUUGGGGAAGAUGGAAAAAAUAACAGAAAUUCAAAUAAGGGGGAGUCCUAUAAAAGAAUAUCCAUUUUCGAUUCAAAACCUUAUUCGGCUUCGAAAAUUGGAACUGCAAAUGUGUGGAAUGGUUCAGUUACCUAGUAGCAUUUUUAUGUUGCCUGAACUAAGUUUGAUGCAUGUUUCAAAAUGUGAAGGGUUGGCCUUAUCUGAACAAGACAAAGGUAAUAAAAUGGUGCUCAAGUCUUCAAACGUGGAUCAUCUUGUCCUCUCAAACUGCAAUAUAUCCAAUGAUUUUCUUCCAAUAGGUCUUAGCUUUUUUUUCAAUGUGAAAGAGUUAAACCUAUCAGGGAAUAAUUUCAUAACUCUUCAUGCGUGGAUCAAAGAGUGUCAUCUUCUGAGGAACCUUAAGAUGGACGAUUGCAGUCUUCUUCGAGAAAUUAGAGGGAUUCCAAGGAAUAUAGAAAAAAUUUCCGUGAAAGGGUGCAUAUCCUUGAGAUUCUUAGACCUCACAGUUCUACCUGAAUGUAAUGCAGAAUGUUGCUUUCUAAAGGAACUGAUUUUGGAUGACUGUGCAUGUCUUCGAGAAAUUACAGGGCUUCCACCAAACUUGAAUAGUUUCUCUGCAAAAGGAUGCACUUCCUUGACUUUACAGAGUAUAAGCAUGUUAUGUAAUCAGGAAUGGGUAGAAGCUGGAAACAAAAAGUUAUUUUUUCCGGGGAAAAAAAUUCCAAAGUGGUUCACGCAUCAUACAAGGGGAGGGUCAACGUCUUUCUGGUUUUGUAACAAAUUCCCUGCUAUUUCUCUUUGUCUUGUUAUAGGACGUGGGGAUGAGAAACAUAUCAAGGUCAAGUUUAGCCCUCGAGUAUGCAUCAAUGGCCAUAAACAGUCGCUAGGUUGUCAGAAAAUCUACGAGUUCAUGAUAGCAACUGAUCAUGUGCUUUUGCUACAGUUUGAAGAUAAUGAGGACAUAGUGUUUACAGAUAAUGGGUGGAAUCACGUGGAGGUGUCAUAUGCGGAUCAUAUAACAAACAACGAGGACUCUAUAAGAGAGGUUGCUAAGUUUAGCGGAAUCCAUGUGCUAUAUGAACAAACAUGUGGUCCAAGAGAUGUCCAAUUCCAUCCUCCACAAACAUUGAUAAGUGUGAAUUUUGAUUCAAAUUCAAUGGAGAGACCACGGCAAAGAGUCAAGAUUGUAACAGAGAGACCUCAGAAAAAUCAGGCUAUGGUGUUAUCUUCAUCCAUUCUCACAUUGACCCAACCUCCACCUGCUGAUGCAGAAAAAGGCCUAGCCCGUCAACCAAUACUUCUACCUAUGAGUCCUUUGGAGGAUGUGGUAGGAGAAACUUCAAAAAGUGUUAGAGAGGAUGGAGAAGUUUAUGAUAUUACAAUUCAAAAUGGGAUUGAAAGAUGUCAUGAGAAUGAUGCUGUCCAACUGGAAUCAGUAUCCUCUUCCGAACUUCAUUCUGAAGAGUCCCCUUUCAACACUAGAGGUUCCGACUCAGAUGACCCCUUCGACCGAGUUGGUAGAAAACACUUUAUUAGUGGCCUGGAAGUCAUAUCUCCUGGUGCGAAAUCUGAUGAGUCUUCUUCCAACACUAAAGGGUCACACUCAGAUUAUGUCAUCAACUUAGUUGAUAGAAAAUCCUCUGUUAAUGGCCAUGUAACCUUACCUUCUAGGGCUGAUUCUCUUGGAUCAAUCAAAGAGGCUAUCAAUGCCUUGGAGCUGUUAAUGGUUAAGGACUUAUCUGAAGUCUCUUCUGAUCCUGCUACACAGUUUGGACUUCAUCAGCUAUUGGAUGUAUUGAGUAGAAGGACUGUUGAGGUACAAGAGGCUCUUGCAGAGUUCAAAAGAAAGGCAGUGACAUCUUGCCAAGAAUUCCAAUCAACUGUUGAGUCUGUGAACAAACUGAAGAGUAAUGAAAAGCAUCUAGAAAGAAUUCAGCAGGAGACUAUCACAAGUAAGGAUCGACGGAAUGAUCUCAAAAACUCAAUAAAAGAGAUUUCUUUGGUCAUCAAGGCUGAAAAUAAGAGGAAGAAGGAGCUAGAGGCAGAAAUUGAUAGUUUGAAAGAACAACUAGAUGCCAAAGGAAGAGACCUUGAACAACUUUUGUUGAAUCUCAAGAAUAAGGAAGCAACACUCUCAGCAUAUUCAACCAAUUGUGCUUCUCUGAACGAUCAAGCUCAAAAGCUAUUAGAAGAAGCUGAUGUUCUACUUGCUGCUAAAGACGAGGGUGAAGCUGCCGAAGUAAAACAGAAUAGGCUCAAGUCAACCUGGUCCUCUGACAUAACUCUGCAGAUUAGUAAAAUCAAGCAUAACAUUUUUGGGUCAGUUCACAAUGAAUGUUGAUCUCUAAUAUAACCUAAGAAUAGGAACUAAUCUUUCUUUCUUCUCACUGCGUUAUCAAGAAGGAUCAGGGAAGUCCCGGCACUGAAUUUUUGGGAAUAAGGAAACCAUUUUUAUUUAAUCAAUUCAUAAAUUCUCUUCAUUUUCAACCCGAGCAGUUCGAGGUGCAUGUAAAAUUCAAAUCAUUUUAAAAGAAUAUAUAAUCUCUUGGUAUCUACAGUUUAUCAAACUUUUAAUUGAGUAUUGAUUUUUUACAAAAUUUAGGAUA